This is a messenger RNA of Kogia breviceps (pygmy sperm whale), 1090 nucleotides long. The record is from RefSeq and is a predicted model, not a curated record. NCBI's taxonomy places the organism in Eukaryota, Metazoa, Chordata, Mammalia, Artiodactyla, Physeteridae.
AUGACCCUGCCGUUGCUGUUCUUCCUCCUCUGCCGGCUUGCAGGCUCAUCUGACAUCACUGGCCCCAAAGCAAUAAGCAGCCGAGAGGGGGGCUCGUUGACUGUGCAGUGUCGAUACAGCCCGAGGUGGCAGAACCACGUGAAGUGGUGGUGCCGAGGAGCUGCCUGGAGCAGCUGCAAGAUCAUCGUUGAAACCACUGGAUCAGAGAAGGAGGUGAAGGAGGGCCGCGUGUCCAUCAGCGACAAUUGGAAACACCACACCAUGACCGUGACCAUGGAGGAGCUCAGGCUGAGCGAUGCAGACACUUACUGGUGUGGGAUUGAGAGAUUUGCAACUGACCUUGGGGUCCAAGUUAAAGUGUCCAUUGAGCCAGCACCAACCGCCGUGCCGGCCACCACACCUGCCACCACUCCUGCCACCUCUGCUGUCAACGCAGUGACGAUCAGCUUGGAGGAGACCAGCGGCUCCCCGGCUGUGACCAGCCCCGGCUCCAACAACGGCGGUGUCUUCCUGAAGACCAGCCUUCUCCUUCCCCUCAUCUUGGCUGUGGUGCUUCUUCUCUUGAUGGUGGCCUCACUUGUGGUUUGGAGAACGGUGAAACAACAGAAGAAAGCCGCUGGGAUAUCCCCAGAGCAGGCGCUUCGGCCCCUGGAGGGCGACAUCUGCUACGCAAACCUGAGCCUGCAGCAGGCAGAAAACCCUGGAUCCUCCCAGAAGGCUUCCACGGGGUCCUCUUCCUCCACCCAGGCCAACGCGGGGGAAGUGGCGUAUGUCACCAUGGCUCCCUUUCCCAGGGAGGACAUUGCCUAUGCAGCCCUGUCUUUGGAAACCUCAGAUCAAGAGCCAACCUAUAGCAACAUGGGGUACCUCAUCACCCACAUUCCCAGCAGGAGCCACGAGGAACCCACGGAAUACACCACCAUCGGGAAGCCUUAGCCUGUGCUCCAGGGGCCCCUCUCAGACCCACUCGAGGCCUCUGAGUACAUUCCCGCUUCGUCCGCUUUCUUCCUGCCCCCCAGUCCCCUCACGGGACCAGCCAGUUCCUGAGGCCUCUGCCUGAUGCAGUCAGCGUCAUGGCCAGCUGUGGUCC